Molecule: messenger RNA, 684 nt
Organism: Thlaspi arvense
Lineage: Eukaryota; Viridiplantae; Streptophyta; Magnoliopsida; Brassicales; Brassicaceae
Source: the annotation of a GenBank genome assembly
AUGAUCGGAGUCGGGAAAAUGAAGCAGUACUCUAAUGUCCUUGACAAGCCCCUAAGCAAAGGCAAACAAGAGGUGAGCUUAACCGCAUUUUCUUUCUUAUUCUCGGAGCUCGUUCAGUACAAUCAAACCCAGGUUGACAAUAUUGCUGAACUUGAAAGAAGGCUCGAGGAUGCUGGGUAUGCAGUUGGAGCUCGAGUUCUGGAGCUUCUUUGCAACCGAGAGAAGGGAAACCGAAGAGAGACACGGUUACUCGGGAUUCUGUCUUUCGUCCACAGCACCGUGUGGAAGGUGUUGUUUGGAAAGAUUGCUGAUUCGCUUGAAAAAGGAACAGAGCAUGAAGAUGAGUACAUGAUCAGCGAAAAGGAGCUUCUCGUGAACAGGUUCAUAUCGAUUCCAAAGGACAUGGGAACAUUCAACUGCGGUGCGUUUGUUGCCGGUAUAGUGAAGGGAGUUCUGGAUAACGCAGGGUUUCCUGCUGUGGUAACGGCUCAUUUUGUACCCAUUGAAGGACAACAACGUCCUCGUACUACCAUUUUGAUCAAGUUUGCUGAUGAGGUUAAUGCCUACAUCACUCUAUUUCAUUCUCUUUUCCUCAAGCUUUGGGACAAAACCUUGACCUUUGACACUUGUUCUGCCUUCUUCCACCCAUUCUGCAACAGGUGCUUAAAAGAGAGGCACGGCUAA